This is a messenger RNA of Haliotis rubra (blacklip abalone), 2705 nucleotides long. Its product is annotated as toll-like receptor 4. NCBI's taxonomy places the organism in Eukaryota, Metazoa, Mollusca, Gastropoda, Lepetellida, Haliotidae. Gene Ontology annotation, molecular function: protein binding; transmembrane signaling receptor activity. Gene Ontology annotation, biological process: immune response; toll-like receptor signaling pathway; inflammatory response. The record is from RefSeq and is a predicted model, not a curated record. Gene Ontology annotation, cellular component: membrane.
ACCUGGAAACAAGCAGUGAGAGCACAGCGCUGCAAAAGGCUUUCCAUGGUGGUUUGUAAACUACGUCUUCGCGAAUUCGCGUUUAUCAAGAUUAAGAGUUCAUCAUGAAAUUUUAUCAGUCCCUGCAUAUGACCCUGCUCCUUCUUAUCUCGGACUUAGCAACAUCUGACGAUAGAGGGAGCACUGGGUGCGAACCAUGCCAUUGUUACACAUCUGAAGGCGUUAUCGAGGCUGACUGUUCAGAGAGAAACCUACAUGAGAUCCCCACGCAACUGCCACCUAAUAUCACCGACCUCAAUCUUUCAGGAAAUAAGAUUGUUCGUUUAAAAACUGGAUAUCUUAAUUACACAGAGCUGCUUACGUUGAAUGUUUCGUCAAACAGAAUAAGAAGUAUUGAGCUUGAUACCUUCAAGAAUCUGACCAACCUGGUGGCUUUGGACCUUCAUGGUAAUAAAUUACCUCCAACAAAGAAGAGUUAUCAAGAUGGAGUAUUCAGGUAUCAGAAAAAGCUGAAAAAACUUUACAUUCACAAUAACGUUGAAUCACGCUCUUACGCCGGUAGUCUCAGUAGAGGCUUUUCAAGUUCAUACCCCGAUGGAGCAUUCAAAGACCUCUUGGCUUUGGAAGAGCUGAUCAUUGAUGGGAUGAGAGAGAUAUAUUUUGGAAGUGGAUUCCAAUUCCUGGAGCAACUGAAAAAUCUGUCUCUUGGUGGAGGAGAUGGUGGAACAUGUCAAACCCGUAACCUGCGGAAUAAAACUUUUGAGAAUCUACAUAACCUAAAGACUCUGGAUAUUUCACACUGUCUGUUGCUUAACAUUGAACUGUCGUCUUUUGAAAAGCUUAAAAAUCUCCAUAGUCUUGAUCUAUCAUUCAACAUGUAUUUAGGAUUAUCCAAGGCUGGAGAAGCUAUGUACGGACUACAGAAUUCCUCACUAAAGAUACUAGAUGUCAGUAAAUUAAGUCGUACGCUGGGGCCAAGUAUAACUUUGCAAACACACCAUAUGAAAUAUCUUAGAAACAUAGAAAUAGAAGAAUUAAAUAUUACAGGAAACAGAAUUGAACUGAUUGAUCGAAAUGCAAUUUUAUACCUUCCAAGAUCUCUUAAGAAAAUUUGUAUCCGAGAUAAUCACAUGGGUUUUGGGUUAUACAUGCUUGAAUUGUCUAUUUUGACGAAUUUAGAGUGGUUCGAUUCCUCUCAUCAAGGAACAUCAUCUAUGUCCUUUGACAACGAAAAAUUGAAUUCUAGAUAUCGGCGUCACUCAGGUCAGAACACACAACCUUUGAAAUGGAGUGUUACCUUAACCAUACCCCCAAAUAUCACGUAUGCGGAUUUACGUUAUUGCAAAAUGACAUAUGAUAUCAAAAGAUUUCAUUUCAGUAGGAACAGACUUCGUGAGUUAAAUUUAUCACAUAAUUUCUUCAGCAAAUGGAUCGGGCCCAUUUGGGGAUUAAAACAUCUCGAGAUUGUUGAUUUAUCGCACAAUUUCUGUGAUUUCAUAGGAAAGGAAUUUGGGAAACAUUUUCCAUCCAUGAAAACAUUGAACCUUGGUUACAAUUAUCUGGGCUAUGCACUUCAGGAUGGGGCCAGUACUAUUUUAGAUGAUUUCCCUUUGCUUGAGAAUUUGGAUAUGUCAAAUAACAAAGUACGUGUUUUUCCAAAGACUAUCCUAAACAACCUAACGCUUAUCAAAAGCGUAAAUUUAAGUAAUAAUUAUUUGAUGGCAUGGAAUUCAGAUAUUGUCAACUUUAACAUGAAAACGCUGGACCUAUCAAGAAACCUGUUUGCAGAGAUUCCAUCUCUAUUGAGAUAUCAAGUCGCUGCAAUGCAUAUGAAAGACUUCAGAUUGUACUUUGAAGAAAAUCCUUUGAGGUGCAGCUGCGCAACGCUAACUUCGUUGAUAUGGAUGACAGAACAUGCUUCUAGAAUACACAAUUAUGCAGGAAUGCAUUGUGUUGAUGACGGCAACAGGAAGAUUUUAAUGAAAAAUAUACACCAAGUCAUACUUGGUCUGAGAAAAAGAUGUGCAUCAUAUGUAGGAUUGACUCUAGGGAUCAUGUGCCUGAUGAUGCUGGUUCUGUGUUUGGGGAUAGCAGGAAUCGUGUACAGGUUCAGAUGGAAACUGAGGUAUCUUUUCUAUCUGGCACGGAUGAAACACAGCGGUUACGUUGCUGCUGCUGAGGAAGAGGAUGGGACACCAUUUGAGUUCGAUGCCUUCAUCUCCUACGCUGACGAAGACCGUAGGUUUGUAACUGAGGACGUGAGACAGAUCCUAGAGGGGAGGCACGGGCUUCGCCUCUGUAUCCACCAUCGAGACUUUCUCGUGGGGGGAAGCAUCGCUGCCAACAUCCUGAACGCUGUGAAAUCCAGCAGGAAGACGGUGAUCGUCCUGUCAAGACACUUCUUGAAGAGCUACUGGUGUAAGUACGAAGUGGAGAUGGCUAAGAUGGAGAGUAUCUAUUCUGGACGGAACACUCUGCUGGUUGUUGUAUUGGAGAGCAUCCCUGUGAAGGACCUGCCUCCUGAUAUUGUGCAGCUGAUGCGUGAAGACUCCUACGUGGAGUAUACGAAUGUUCGGGAAGGUCGUGAGGUGUUCUGGCAAAAUAUUGAACGGGCCAUACGUGCUGUGUCCUAACUUAGCAUAUUCUAAUGUCUGUUUACUUACAUUUCACUUCCUUGAACCAGGAUGAAUAGAUUCUUUAAUAUA